AUGGCGAUGUCAAAACGAAACAGUAGUAGUAUGAGUAGUAGUAGUAGCAUUCACUCGUACUCGUCCGCUAGCAACGUCCGCGCUAGCUGCUAUGCCGUAGACGCGUCCACUGCCAGCCUUCAAGGCUUCCAUUACUCCACUACCCCUGUCAACCAGGGAAUACCAUCACCUCCAUCAAGUCCCCCCCUCGCCGCCAGACACGCAACUACCGCUAAGAACGGUAAGGCGCGCAGAGGGGGGGCAGCAUAUACCAUCACGGAAGAGUGUGAGAGACUUUUCUGCGAGACACUGCGAUCUGUUUUCCUAGGUGAGGGGAGCCAGCAUCAUCAGGACUCGCUAGUGAUGGGUAUGUCUUAUAUCGAUACACCUGCAAAUACCGCGAUCACAAACGACUACGGCAUCGACGUGCGUCGCUACUCUGACUCCUCGACUGACUCUGAUGUAUCUGAAAUGGUACGGUUUGAGGAGCACAAGGGUGCGAUUACAAACUACAUUGAGAUGUGGGAUUAUGUUGGUGGAGUUAUGUUCCGUGGAUUUGUUGUUGAAAGGGAAGAGGAGAGGAGCAUGUUUGUCUUCUUUGAUGAAGCUGUGAUUGGUGCAGACCUCAAGGCUGGGCUCAUGGCCCUACUCGAGCUCUGCGAAAUUGAUUACUUCUCGUGCAGCCGCCUCGUCCUUUGUAUCGACCGACACAGUGACCAAGUAGCUCGCAAUAACCUGACAAAGGAUCUGGGCUGGAUCGGAUUUGGGCUGAUAACUCUUGACGAUUUCAGCCAGGGCGAGAAGUUAACUAGUGACAAGUGGUUGUUUAUGGACAUGGAAGUCUGA
Messenger RNA from Bipolaris oryzae ATCC 44560, 825 nucleotides. RefSeq lists its product as uncharacterized. Bases 1 to 825 code for a protein of 274 amino acids. Lineage: Eukaryota; Fungi; Ascomycota; Dothideomycetes; Pleosporales; Pleosporaceae. Gene Ontology annotation, cellular component: nucleus; cytoplasm. The transcript is spliced from 3 exons. The record is from RefSeq and is a predicted model, not a curated record. Gene Ontology annotation, biological process: positive regulation of protein catabolic process. Gene Ontology annotation, molecular function: ornithine decarboxylase inhibitor activity.